Molecule: messenger RNA, 677 nt
Organism: Melitaea cinxia (Glanville fritillary)
Lineage: Eukaryota; Metazoa; Arthropoda; Insecta; Lepidoptera; Nymphalidae
Exons: 6
Coding region: 1-642 (213 amino acids)
Cellular component (GO): extracellular region
Molecular function (GO): chitin binding
Source: RefSeq, a predicted model, not a curated record
AUGGAAGCAAUACUUCUGCCACUAUUGUUCGCUGCGAUCAGCACUGUUGCCGCCAGAAAUUUGGAAAACGUCGACCCCAACACAUUGUCAUGUGACCCUAAGGGACAAAUACCCCUGCAUCUUCCACAUUUUACGGAUUGUAAUAAGUUUUAUAUGUGUACAAAUGGUAGAGAAGUCGAAUUCACAUGCCCUGGAAAAACGAUUUUUGAUUUCCCUUUACAGGUAUGUAACUGGCCUACUGCCACUAACUGCUACCUCCGUGAAAGGGAUAUCGAAGGCUCCGGGGCCGAGGAAUUCGAAAUGAUUGAAAUGGACAAAACUUUCCAAAGCCCCAUCAACAGCAUCUCAGUUCACGACGCAGUUAACAGUGUGAGGCCGCUACCUAGCGAUAAACCAGCUAAGCCCUCUGAGUUCAACACACACUUGAACUGCCAGAGACCAGAUUCCGCUGCUAAGCGUACCGCAUACAAAGGUGACUGCCAACGCUACUGGCGCUGCGAGGACGGUCUGCCACAGACCAAAUACUGUAACGAUGGUCUGUUCUUCAACGAAGCUACCCAGCAAUGCGACUUUGAAGCGAAUGUCAAGUGCUUAGACCAAAUCGAAGACGAACUUAAAACCGAAUUCAUUGUAUACAAGUAGAAAUUGUAAAAAAUAAAAUUAGUUUUAAGAGCAUA